UGCUCGUGCUCGUUAACUUAAUAUAAAAACCCUGCCCUGCAUGAGUCGGCAGUAACUUCUUACACAGGACUCCUGAUAACCGGGUGUGAGAGUUCAGCUCAUCUCCUCAUCGCUAACUCCAUCCUCUUUGGACACAACAUAGAUAAACAUGCGUGAGUGUAUCUCGGUGCACGUUGGUCAGGCUGGCGUUCAGAUCGGCAAUGCCUGCUGGGAGCUUUACUGCCUGGAGCACGGCAUCCAGCCGGACGGACAGAUGCCCAGUGACAAGACCAUCGGAGGAGGAGAUGAUUCCUUCAAUACCUUCUUCAGUGAGACUGGAGCUGGGAAGCACGUCCCCAGAGCUGUCUUUGUAGAUCUGGAGCCCACUGUCAUUGAUGAAGUACGCACUGGUACUUACCGCCAGUUGUUCCACCCUGAACAGCUGAUCACUGGUAAGGAGGAUGCUGCCAACAACUACGCCCGUGGACACUACACCAUCGGAAAGGAGCUUAUUGAUGUGGUGCUGGACAGGAUCCGCAAACUGGCUGACCAGUGCACAGGUCUUCAGGGCUUCCUUGUUUUCCACAGCUUCGGAGGAGGCACCGGCUCUGGUUUCACCUCUCUGCUGAUGGAGCGUCUGUCCGUCGACUAUGGCAAGAAGUCCAAGCUGGAAUUUUCUGUCUACCCAGCUCCCCAGGUGUCCACUGCUGUGGUGGAGCCCUACAACUCCAUCCUGACCACCCACACCACCCUGGAGCACUCUGACUGUGCCUUCAUGGUGGACAACGAGGCCAUCUAUGAUAUCUGCCGUAGAAACCUUGAUAUUGAGCGCCCAAGUUACACCAACCUGAACAGGCUGAUCAGUCAGAUCGUGUCCUCCAUCACUGCUUCCCUUCGUUUCGAUGGUGCCCUGAAUGUUGAUCUGACAGAGUUCCAGACCAACUUGGUGCCAUAUCCCCGUAUCCACUUCCCUCUGGCCACCUACGCCCCUGUCAUCUCUGCAGAGAAGGCGUACCAUGAGCAGCUAACAGUGUCAGAAAUCACCAAUGCUUGCUUUGAGCCAGCUAACCAGUUGGUGAAAUGUGACCCUCGCCAUGGCAAAUACAUGGCUUGCUGUCUUUUGUACCGUGGUGAUGUGGUGCCCAAAGAUGUCAAUGCAUCCAUUGCCACCAUCAAAACCAAGCGCACCAUCCAGUUUGUGGACUGGUGUCCCACUGGUUUCAAGGUUGGCAUCAACUACCAGCCUCCCACUGUGGUUCCUGGUGGUGACCUGGCCAAGGUCCAGAGGGCCGUGUGCAUGCUGAGCAACACCACUGCUAUUGCAGAGGCCUGGGCUCGUCUGGACCACAAGUUUGAUCUGAUGUACGCGAAGCGUGCCUUUGUUCACUGGUAUGUGGGUGAGGGGAUGGAGGAGGGAGAGUUCUCCGAGGCCAGAGAGGACAUGGCUGCUCUGGAGAAGGAUUAUGAGGAGGUGGGAGCUGAGAGUGGGGAAGGGGAGGAGGAUGAAGGAGAAGAAUAUUGAAAGGCAUGUGCUCUCUUGUACUGCACUGUAACCUGUGCCUUAUGUCAAAAUGAAACAUAGUCAUGUCUGCACUUGUUUGGCUUUCAUUAAUGCACCUGUUGCCUGAUUUUUAACAUCAGCAUUAUUAAUAUAGUAGAUUACCUUUGUCAUUUUGUUUUGCUGUACUGAAGAGAAUAGUUUCUUGAGGCAAAUUGGUACUUGUUCUAGCACUGUCGCUUUUUUCACUUUGGAUAAAUGUUGAUCAUAACCCAAUGUCUGUAAUAUUUUAAAAUUACCCUUGCACAUUAAGAUAUGUUCACUUCCUUAGGCCAUUGUUGCUGCCUAGUAUUUCAAUGUUACACAAAGAAAGCUAGACUUGUGAAUUUUGGGAAUUAAAAUAUUCACACGUUA
Molecule: messenger RNA, 1891 nt
Organism: Cheilinus undulatus (humphead wrasse)
Lineage: Eukaryota; Metazoa; Chordata; Actinopteri; Labriformes; Labridae
Product: tubulin alpha-1C chain-like
Exons: 4
Coding region: 149-1501 (450 amino acids)
Biological process (GO): microtubule cytoskeleton organization; mitotic cell cycle
Cellular component (GO): microtubule; cytoplasm
Molecular function (GO): structural constituent of cytoskeleton; GTP binding
Source: RefSeq, a predicted model, not a curated record